This is a messenger RNA of Cyphellophora europaea CBS 101466, 567 nucleotides long. RefSeq lists its product as uncharacterized. Bases 1 to 567 code for a protein of 188 amino acids. The record is from RefSeq and is a predicted model, not a curated record. The transcript is spliced from 3 exons. NCBI's taxonomy places the organism in Eukaryota, Fungi, Ascomycota, Eurotiomycetes, Chaetothyriales, Cyphellophoraceae.
AUGUCCCGGAUCGACAAUUGGAGACCGUACAUCAGUCAGUUUGAGCGUGAGGUUUGGGAGCUGGGAGACUUAAGUGCAACCAUUGACAUUGAGGAUGUGCUGCCGUUUCGCGAUACCUACAUGGACCUCUCGACUCUCCACUAUCUUGAAUCACGCCUCGCUCCCCUCCGCUCCAUAUUCGCAGCGAACAAGCGACUGCUCGACGCUCUAGACCUCAUCAAUAACCGGCUCGAGAAUCAAGGCCAUAUCACACGGCAGAAUGCCUGGGAAAUGCGCGAGUCACUAAUUAACCUCAAAUCUCGCAUUCUUGCGAACGAUGAGAAUGUCGAUUUUGUGCUAUCCAAGUUAUCUCGGAUAACAGAGCUGUUAUCUGGGACCAUCAACUUGAAAAGUCAACAUGCGUCUGAGGAUAUGUCAAACAGGGUCUACGAUCUCACCAGAUCCGCGUUUGAGGAUAGCACUUCUAUGCGCGUGACAACCUUUACAACGUUGCUGUUCUUGCCUUCAACGUUUGUCGCGGUACACAAUAGCACCCUCUCUACUUCCUCUCAGGAAUGCUUGAACUAA